AUGCCCCGCCCCCAGGAGAUCUACAAGGACCGGCAGAAGUUUUCGGAGCAGGUUUUCAACGUGGCCUCGUCCGACCUCGUCAACAUGGGGAUCAGCGUGGUCAGCUACACCCUGAAGGACAUCCACGACGACCAGGUGGCACUAGGGACAAGGGGACGUGGUGGGGACAAGGGUGUCAUCAUGGUCAGCGACACCCUGAAGGGCAUCCAUGAUGACCGGGUGACACUGGGGGGGGGACACGGUGGGGACAAGGGUGACAACAUGGAGGCGCGGGCGCGCCAGGAGCAGGUCUCGGCGCAGCUGCUGAGCGAGACGGCGAUGGCGCAGGCCCAGCGCGACUUCCAGGUGCAGCAGGCGCUGUGCGACGCCGCCGUCAGCGCCCGCAAAGCCCAGGCUGACCUGGCCUACCAGCUGCAGGUGGCGAAGACGAAGCAGCAGAUCGAGGAGCAGCGGGCGCAGGUGCUGGUGGUGGAACGGGCGCAGCAGGCGCAGCUGCAGGAGCACGAGAUCGGGCGCCGCGAACGCGAGCUGGAGGCCACCGUCCGCAAACCCGCCGAGGCCGAGCGGUACCGCCUCGAGCGCCUGGCCGAGGCCGAGCGAGUGACGUUGGUGGCCGGCGGUUCGGGUGACAUCGGGGUGUCGCGGUUACCGGGGGAGAUCCUGGACGUCGUCACCCGCCUGCCCGCCGCCGUCGAGGCCCUGACGGGUGUCAGCGUCACCCAGGCCACCCAGAAGAAGUCACAAUGCCAGGCUUGA
This is a messenger RNA of Nipponia nippon (crested ibis), 756 nucleotides long. Lineage: Eukaryota; Metazoa; Chordata; Aves; Pelecaniformes; Threskiornithidae. The record is from RefSeq and is a predicted model, not a curated record.